ACUUUUCAAAAUUAUUGUUGUGUUUAGGGCUGCAACGAUUAUUCAAAUAACUGAAAUACCUCAAUUAUAAAAUAAAAAAAUAUUUUUUUACCUGCUUGGAAGAAUCGCUUACGUAAUCAACGCGCGUACGUCACCCGCGCAAAGAACGAAUAAGGACGCAGGUGUUUAAAGACGCGGGUUGAUUGAAGAGGAAAACAACAUGUUUCAAAGAAACACACGGAAAAUGUCGGCUAGUAAAAACCGCGUAUCCGUUAGAACGCGGCACUUGCAUAACCACAAUAGCGGCAACAAUGAAAUCUCAGCGUUUCAAGUUGUGGCGGAUGGAUAAAACAGCGAUUCGAACUGGAGGUAGUCGAGGCUGAAGAACAGGCAUGAGGUCUUAAGAACCGGAAAUAAGAAGACAAGCUGGGAGUCAAUUCCGAGAAGCCCUUCUAUCAACACUCGGAAGUGGAUUACACUUCUUCUUCCCUUCCAUUACCAUCAUGCUUUCACGUCUCGUCUUCCUCCUGAUCUUCCCCCUGUCCACGACCACCUCGUCUUCGCCAGGUCCCCCUUCUUCUCUACUGUCUUUUUCGUCACCAGAAGGGGGCCUUACACAUUUGGUGGUGCAUAAUAAAUCCGGUGAGGUUUACCUGGGUGCCAUAAACUGGAUCUACAAGCUGUCCGGCAACCUCACCAAGCUACGAAGCCACGUGACCGGUCCUGUGACGGACAAUCCUCGCUGUUACCCUCCACCCGGCGUCCAGUCAUGCCCCCACGACCUGGUGCAGACUCCCAAUAUAAAUAAACUGCUGCUGCUCGAUGACGCCCACAACCGCUUAAUUGCUUGUGGGAGUACUUCCCAGGGAAUUUGCCAGUUCCUGCGUCUGGACGAUUUGUUCAAGCUGGGCGAGCCCCACCAUCGUAAGGAGCAUUAUCUAUCUAGUGUUGCUGAGGCAAGCACCAUGUCUGGAGUGGUCAUCUCGCCAGAUGUCUUCGGCGGUGGCGGGAAACUUUUUGUCGGUACUCCCAUUGACGGGAAAUCCGAGUACUUUCCGACUCUAUCCAGCCGCAAGUUGAUGUCUAACGAGGAGAACGCAGACAUGUUCAGCUUCGUCUACCAGGAUGAGUUUGUCUCUUCCCAGUUGAAGAUCCCAUCAGAUACCCUCUCCAAAUUCCCGGCAUUUGACAUCUACUACAUCUACGGCUUCAACAGUGAACAGUUUGUUUACUAUCUCACCUUACAACUUGACACCCAGCUCACUUCCCCGGAUGCGGGCAGCGAGCAGUUCUUCACCUCAAAGAUUGUCCGCCUUUGCGUGGACGACCCCAAAUUCUACUCCUACAUCGAGUUCCCCAUUGGCUGCACCAAGGACGGAGUGGAGUAUCGGUUGAUCCAGGAUGCUUAUUUGGCUCGACCGGGGUCUCGUUUGGCUCAGUCGCUUGGUAUUCCGCAGCACGAGGAGGUUCUUUUUGCUGUGUUUGCCCAGGGCCAGAAGAACAGAGCCAAGCCACCCAAGGAGACGGCUUUGUGUCUGUUCACAAUGAAGCAGAUAAAAGAGAAGAUUAAAAUAAGGAUUCAGUCAUGCUACAGUGGAGUGGGGAUACUCUCUCUACCCUGGCUGCUCAACAAGGAACUAUCCUGCAUUAACUCGCCAUUGCAGAUUGAUGAUAAUUUCUGCGGCCAUGACUUCAACCAGCCUCUCGGGGGCACCACCACCAUCGAGGGCGUUUCGCUCUAUGUGGAUAAGGAGGACGGUAUGACCUCUGUGGCGGCCUAUGACUACCGGGGACACACGGUGGCGUUCACGGGCACUCGAAGCGGACGUUUGAAAAAGAUCCUUGUCAACUCCAUUAGCCAGCCUGCUUUGCUGUACGAAAAUGUCCCGGUGAGCGACGGCAACCCCAUCCUGAAAGAUCUGCUCUUCAGUCCGGAUCACCAAUACUUGUACACCCUCACCGAGAAACAGGUUACACGUGUACCGGUUGGGAACUGUGAGCAGUACGAUUCCUGCGGGUCUUGUCUGGGAUCCGGGGACCCUCACUGUGGCUGGUGUGUGCUGCACAAUAUAUGUUCAAGGAAGGAUCACUGCGAGCGUGCCGAGGAACCUCAGCGUUUCACCACCAGAGUGGACCAAUGCGUUCGACUCUCGGUCCAACCCGACACAGUCUCGGUGACCGUGUCAGAAGUGCAGCUGGUUCUUCAGACCCAGAAUGUCCCCAGUCUGUCGGCGGGAGUAAAUUGUUCAUUUGGAGACUACGUCGAAACGGAAGGACGCAUCUAUGGAGGUCGGAUCUUCUGCUUGUCGCCCUCUGCUAAAGAGGUAGCGCCCAUCACACAGAACCGAGGUGACCAGCGUGUAAUAAAACUCUAUCUGAGGUCCAAGGAGACGGGGAAGACGUUUGCCAGUGUGGAUUUCAUCUUCUACAACUGCAGCGUACACAGAUCGUGUCUCUCCUGUGUGGAUGGCAAGUUCCCUUGUCACUGGUGCAAAUAUCGCCACAUGUGCACGCAGGACGCCAGCGACUGUUCCUUCCAGGAGGGGCGUGUCAACACCUCACAGGAGUGUCCUCAAAUCCUGCCCUCCACUCAGAUCUAUAUCCCCGUCGGAGUUAUGAGGCCAAUCACACUGCUGGCACAGAAUCUGCCCCAGCCGCAGUCCGGUCAGAGGAACUACGAGUGUAUUUUUCACAUCCAAGGCAACACACUCAGCGUCCCGGCUCUGAGGUUCAACAGCACCAGCAUCCAGUGCCAGAAGAGCAUAUACGACUAUGAGGGCAGCGACAUCAGCGACCUACCAGUGGAUCUGUCCGUGGUAUGGAAUGGAAACUUUGUCAUCGACAAUCCCUUUGACAUCCAAGCCCACCUGUACAAGUGCAGAGCCCUGCGGGAUAGCUGCGGAAUGUGUCUGAAGGCAGACCCCAGGUUCGAGUGUGGCUGGUGUGUCCAGGACAGGAAGUGCUCCCUCAGACAGGAAUGUACCAUCGGAGGGAAUUCUCACCUCCCACUGCAGUUGAGUGAAAGCCGAGGUUGGAUGCAUGCCGCAUCUGGAAACAGCCGAUGCGCUCACCCUAAAAUCACUAAGUUGUUUCCGGACACGGGACCCCGCCAAGGAGGAACCAGGGUGACCGUCGUAGGAGAGAAUCUGGGUCUGCACUUCGGAGACAUUCAAACGGGUGUCAGGUUAGGCAAGGUGCCCUGUGUCCCCAUUGAGGAGGAGUACCUGAGUGCUGAGAGAAUAGUGUGUCAGCUGAAUGACGCUACAGGAUAUAGAGUUCAAGAGGCUCAGGUGGAGGUGUGUGUGAGGGACUGUGUCAACGACUACAGAGCCUUGUCCCCUAGGCCCUUCACUUUUGUGACGCCGUUCUUCACUCGUAUCCAGCCUUCCCAGGGUCCUAUUUCGGGAGGCACCCGCGUCACUAUCGAGGGCAGCUACCUCAACGCUGGCAGUUCUGUUUCCGUCAGCAUCGGACCCCAACCCUGCCACUUUAAAAAGAGGAACGCCCAUGAGAUUGUGUGUAUAACGCCGGCCGGCCUGGCACCAGGAAGUACACCAGUUCUGGUGGACAUAGACGACGCUGAGCUCAGAAACCCAGAAGUCAAGUUUAACUAUACGGACGACCCAACUGUGAUCAAGAUUGAACCCGACUGGAGCAUUGCUAGUGGUGGAACUCUGCUUACAGUGAGUGGCACCAAUCUGGCAACCAUCAGGGAACCAAAGAUCAGAGCCAAAUACGGUCAGGCUGAGUCUUUUCAUACCUGUACCGUAUACAACAACACAGUGAUGGUCUGCCUCGCUCCAUCCGUGGCCGAGUCCGAGCUGGGCUUUUCCGAAAGCGGCACAGGUCCGGAUGAGAUUGGAUUUUACAUGGACAACGUGAACGCUUUGGUGGUGGUCAACGAGACUUUCAGUUACUACCCCGAUCCGGUGUUUGAACCGCUCAGCUCUAACGGGAUACUGGAGCUCAAGCCAACAUCUCCGCUGAUACUCAAGGGUCGGAAUCUGAUCCCGGCCGCUCCAGGUAACAGUCGCCUGAACUACACGGUGCUGAUUGGGGAAACACCCUGCAUCCUGACCUUGUCUGAGAGCCAGCUGCUGUGCGAGUGGCCCAACCUCACCGGACAACAUAAAGUCACAAUCCGAGCCGGGGGGUUUGAGUACUCCCCCGGUACUCUCCACAUUUACUCGGAUAGCUUGCUAACUCUGCCUGCCAUCAUCGGGAUCGGAGGGGGUGGCGGGAUGCUCAUGUUGGUCAUCAUCGCUGUCUUGAUAGCUUAUAAGAGGAAGUCCAGAGACGCAGACCGAACCCUGAAGCGUCUUCAGCUGCAGAUGGACAACCUGGAGUCCAGAGUAGCCCUGGAAUGUAAAGAAGCUUUUGCUGAACUACAGACAGACAUCCACGAGCUCACCCAAGAACUGGACGGAGCCGGAAUUCCUUUCCUGGACUAUCGGACAUACGCAAUGAGGGUCCUAUUCCCGGGCAUCGAGGACCAUCCUGUGCUCAAGGAGAUGGAGGUACGGGUGCAAGCAAACGUGGAAAAAGCUCUAACGUUGUUUGGCCAGUUGCUGACAAAGAAGCACUUCCUGUUGACGUUCAUAAGAACUCUGGAGGCACAGAGGUCGUUUUCAAUGCGGGACCGAGGCAACGUGGCGUCUCUGAUCAUGACGGCCCUGCAGGGGGAGAUGGAGUAUGCCACAGGAGUCCUGAAACAGCUUCUGUCUGACCUCAUCGACAGAAACUUGGAGAGUAAAAACCAUCCCAAGCUGCUUCUCAGGAGAACGGAGUCGGUUGCUGAGAAAAUGCUGACUAACUGGUUUACAUUCCUCUUGUAUAAGUUUCUCAAGGAGUGCGCCGGCGAGCCUCUUUUCAUGCUCCACUGUGCCAUCAAGCAGCAGAUGGAGAAAGGACCCAUCGACGCCAUCACAGGAGAGGCGCGCUAUUCUCUGAGCGAGGACAAGCUCAUCAGGCAGCAGAUUGACUACAAAACGCUGACGCUGCACUGCGUGAACCCCGAGAACGAGAACGCCAUGGAGGUGACGGUGAAGUGUCUAAACUGUGACACCGUCACUCAGGUCAAAGAGAAACUCCUAGAUGCUGUCUACAAGGGCAGCCCCUACUCACUCAGACCCAAAGCUUGUGACAUGGACCUCGAAUGGCGUCAAGGUCGAAUGGCCCGCAUCAUUCUGCAGGACGAAGAUGUCACGACAAAGAUAGACAACGACUGGAAAAGACUCAACACGUUGGCUCACUAUCAGGUUACAGAUGGCUCAGUGAUUGCUCUGGUGCCAAAGCAGAACUCUGCCUAUAACAUCUCCAAUUCAUCCACCUUCACGAAGAGCCUCAGUAGAUACGAGAGCAUGCUGAGAACAGCCAGUAGUCCAGACAGCCUUCGAUCGCGGACACCCAUGAUCACCCCGGACUUGGAGAGUGGAACGAAAUUGUGGCAUCUGGUGAAGAACCAUGACCAUUCAGACCAGAGAGAGGGAGACCGGGGCAGCAAAAUGGUUUCCGAGAUCUACCUGACCAGACUCUUGGCUACGAAAGGCACACUACAGAAGUUUGUGGACGACCUCUUUGAGACCAUAUUCAGCACGGCACACAGAGGCAGCGCUCUUCCUCUGGCCAUCAAGUACAUGUUUGACUUCCUGGACGAGCAGGCAGACAAACAUUCCAUCACGGACUACGACGUACGACACACCUGGAAGAGCAACUGCCUCCCUUUGAGGUUCUGGGUGAACGUCAUCAAGAACCCGCAGUUUGUCUUCGACAUCCAAAAGAACAGCAUCACCGAUGCCUGUCUGUCCGUGGUGGCCCAGACCUUCAUGGACUCAUGUUCAACAUCCGAACACAAACUGGGGAAAGACUCACCGUCCAACAAACUCCUCUACGCUAAAGACAUCCCUAACUACAAGAACUGGGUGGAAAGGUAUUACUCUGAUAUCUCGCGUAUGCCUGCCAUCAGCGAUCAGGACAUGAGUGCCUACCUAGCAGAGCAGUCCCGCCUGCACCUCAGCCAGUUCAACAGCAUGUCUGCACUGCACGAGAUCUACUCUUACAUCACCAAAUACAAAGACGAGCUCCUCUCGGCAUUACAGAAAGACGAGCAAUCACGGCGACAGCGGCUACGUGGCAAGCUGGAGCAGGUCAUCGACACCAUGGCGUUGACUAGCUGAGGGUUAAACCAGCGGAACGCCUCUGCUCGGAUUGCUGGCCAACACUCGACUUUACGCUCCCGGACAAAUAAAAGUAAAUUUAAUCGGCUCAAUGACAACAGAGGUGAGCUUUAAUGAAUGAAGUUCACUUCUUAUUUAAGACUGAGCCACAAACGGAUGAACCAAACCACUCACACGGCGUGUGUUGACUCCAGUCCAGCAGAGGGCAACAGUUGGGUUGUUUGGACGCAAUCAGGACCUAAAUCGGGUGCAAAUGCAACAGCCGUAAACUGUGAGCAAACGAAAGAAACCAGGAUACUUGAUGCCGUUUUUUUUUCCCUUUCCUGUUGCCAUUUUCAGGGUGGACACACAUAGGAGGAUAUCAUUUCCUGUGGGGAAAAACUCUUCCUCACACUCCGAUUCAAAACUCCCUACCAACCGACAAGGAGUCAUUACAGUCCAAACCGUUUUAUUGCUUAUGGUUUACCUUGACGUUUAAUUCCAUCCCCACCAUACUGCCUCCUGUCCUUAGUGCUGUGCCGCUCGUAUUACUGCUGAAUUUGCACAACAAAAGCUAAAUCAAAAGAGAGCAAAGGAUAUAUGAACACAUUUAUAAAUAUAUAAAUACAGACCUCUGAGUUGAAAGAGAUGGUUUUUGCAUUUAAUGUAUAAAUUGAUAGGUUUGACAGGAUUUGAUAUUUCCAAGUAAAAAAAAAUGUGAAAACCUAAAAAAAAAAAAACACAUGGAAAAGAUGUUCUGUGCCAUGUUUUACUUUGAAUGUUGUUUAGUGCAAAGAUACUUUUUUUUAAUGUUUAGAUGAAAUGUGUUAAGAAAAUGUUGUCAUGCUUAGUGAGACUUUGGGGGGAAAAAAAUCCGUAAAUGGAAAAAUAGACAUAAAUUGCAGAAUUUCUAUAUUUAAUGAGUACAACAUGUCGACAAGUCAGUGCUGUUCAUUUUUCAGAAUCCAUCCACGGUGGAUAAUUCUGUUUACCAGCCCCUUUUACACAGAUAUCCUGCAAGGUCGCUACAUCAGGGGUCCUAUUUAUGAAGCUACGCAGAUUUUGGGUUUCUGUUUUCCAUAAUUCUAUAUACACUUUUCAACGAGACCCCUGGUCUGCAAUAAACCAGAUUUAGCUUUUCACACAGAACCCAGCAAAGCCGGGCUAAUGUGGAAUCUAUAUAUAUAUAUAUAUAUAUAUAUAUAUAUAUAUAUAUAUAUAUAUAUAACACCCCUCCUGUAAUUCCUCCUUAACCUCACAUUCAAUAUCGAUGUAGGCAUCCUGGUUGAGUUACUACCUCUAUAUGACGCAAUAUGGGUGGAACGUCUCAGUAUUUCCAUUUCGUAUUCAUGCUGUUUGCACAGAACAGCAAAAUGGCUAAAACAGAAACUGUGUAAAAGGGGCUACUGAUGCAGCGUCUAGAUUAGAUUAGGCUUGAUAGAACUUUACUGAUACUUUGGGCAUGUACCAGUAGCAGCAACACCGUAUGACGUAUACAGGACUGGUGCUCCUGUUACAUUCUGCUAACUUUAUGGGCACGCCUUGUUCCCACCAAGCAGUACGUUUUGCAAACUGAAUCGUACCGCUUCAUAGGAAGAAGACUUAUCUAUAAUGUUUAAUUAGUCUCAUUCUAAAUUACGGACCUGUUUUUUUUUGCGGACAGAAGUGCUUAGAGAAAUAUUUUAUUUAUAUUCCAAUCUGCAGUUGAAACUGUAAGACUCUUACAAUGUGAAUGUGCUUUGUGAAAAGAUUCUGAAAUGUAGUUUUACUGUUUUUGUUUACAUGUCGAAGGCCUUUUCUCUUUGCUUCAUUUUGUGGUUUUAUGAGGGUUAAAAUGAAAUGGGGUUUCCAGUAUGCACAUGUUUGACUCCAGUAUGUCUAUAUGAGCCUGAUAUCUGUAGAAUUUAGUAGGAUUUAAUACAAAAAGUGAAAAAUCAGAUCAAAUCAGGAGCACUAAUGUUGCUUAAAAUGAUCUAAUGCUAAACAUUUUUUGUAUGGUUUCCUACUAAAUUCCAUGCAGGAUGCAGUCAAGUUAUGGUGAGAGACAUUUUUUUUUUUGCAAGAAAAUGUAAUAAUUGUUUCAAGCAGACCGAUGUAAACCCUGUAAGUGAUUGUUUUGCAAAAAUAGAGCACAAGACCAGACUGAUUCAACAACUUACGUCCCAUGAGGUUUUCAAUUGAUGGAAAGCUCGCCGUCAUGUUUCACUGAUCAAAGGCACAGUUCUUAAAAAGACAUUGAAGAAAAUGAGAAAUUGUUUCUUAUUUCACAGGUUUAUUUUUUUUGUACAUUAUGUCAGAAAACAACUUUCACUUUGAAGCCAAGGGCUAGCCUAUAAACCAGGUAAGUAUUACCUAAGUGUUACCUCUUUUAAGACCUAAUACUGUCAGACAUUUGGGUUAAUGUGAGGAAAUUAGGCCUUCUAAUUAUAUUCAGGUUUUCUAAUAAAAUACACAUUUAAGUUCAACACAAGUACAAUUCAGCAUACAAAGCUAUGCGUUGUGGUCUGAAAAAAAUAAUGAAUGAUAAUAAUAGUGAUAAUAAUCACAGCUGGGGUAGGUUCUAAACAAAAAAGCGGUUUAAGACACUUCCUACUUUAACUUAAGUGGCGGACAUGAAAGGUAGCGGUCCAAAGUUGUAUGCUUUGUCAAUAUUAUUUCUGUAAUACAAAUUCAUUCAUUCAUUUUCUACCACUUUUUCCUUACGAGGGUCGCAGAGGGU
Doryrhamphus excisus (bluestripe pipefish) is the source of this 8853-nucleotide messenger RNA. NCBI's taxonomy places the organism in Eukaryota, Metazoa, Chordata, Actinopteri, Syngnathiformes, Syngnathidae. The record is from RefSeq and is a predicted model, not a curated record.